Messenger RNA from Juglans regia (Persian walnut), 1871 nucleotides. Its product is annotated as protein UPSTREAM OF FLC. The record is from RefSeq and is a predicted model, not a curated record. NCBI's taxonomy places the organism in Eukaryota, Viridiplantae, Streptophyta, Magnoliopsida, Fagales, Juglandaceae. Bases 142 to 1485 code for a protein of 447 amino acids. The transcript is spliced from 5 exons.
CCGCAUCCCCAUUUUGAAAUCUCUCUCCCUCUUUCUUCACAUUUCACACCCUUUCACCCCUCUCUAUAUAAAACUCCAACUCACUGCUAGUUCUUUCCCCCUCAUCACGCUUCCUCUCUCGCCCCCACGUAAGAAGAAGAAAUGGCGGUGGCUACCAGAGGAAGAGCGACAGAGCUGCAGCUUCCGAACAAGUGGAAGGACAGAGAGAUUAGCCCGGAUAGAACCAAGGUCUGGACCGAGCCUAAGGUUAAGACCGAUAGAAGAUCGGUCCCCGUCGUUUAUUAUCUGUCCAGGAAUGGUCAGCUCGAGCACCCUCACUUCAUGGAGGUCCCUCUUUCCACUCCCGACGGUCUCUAUCUCAGAGAUGUAAUCAACCGCUUGAACCUCCUCCGCGGAAAAGGCAUGGCUACCAUGUACUCCUGGUCAUCCAAACGGAGCUACAAAAACGGCUUCGUUUGGCACGACCUCGCGGAGAACGAUUUCAUAUGCCCGGCGCACGGCAAAGAGUACGUUCUCAAAGGCUCUGAGGUCCUCGACACCUGUCUGAGCCGUGCGGUACACGGAACGGCAUCAUCGCGUUCCCUGAGGCCUCCGGAGAUAAACAAGUCCGAUGAGGAUUCCGAUUUCCCGGUGGUCACGCGGAGAAGGAAUCAAUCGUGGAGCUCGAUCGAUCUCAACGAGUACAAGGUCUACAAGGCCGAGUCUUCGGGUGAGUCAACCGGAAAGGCUGCCGCCGACGCGUCGACUCAGACCGACGAGAAGCGAAGAAGACGCAGAUCGGUCAGGGAGAAAGAAGACGAAGAAGAUGCGCGCCAAGAGAAAGCUCAACGCGAAACGUGCCAGAGUCGAAGCACGGAGCUGAGCAGGGACGAGAUCUCGCCACCGCCUUCGGAUUCGAGCCCCGAAACGCUAGAGUCUCUGAUGAAGGCCGACGGAAGGAUAGUGAUUUGCUCAAGUGGGGCUAAUGGUGACAGUUCGAAUCCACCAACGGCGGAGAUUUGUCCAAGUGGGAGGGCGAAGGCGUCGUCGGUUCUGAUGCAGUUGAUAUCGUGCGGGUCAAUCUCGUUCAAGGACUGUGGGAACAUGGCAGCGAAGGAUGAAGGGUUCUCGUUGAUUGGGCACUACAAGGCGAGGUUGCCCCGCGGAGCAGGGAAUAAUGGCAGUAAUAGUAAUAAUCACGUGGGGACUUCGAGGGGAAUUACAAGUUUCGCGGGCCUGAAAUUGGAAGACAAGGAGUAUUUUAGCGGGAGCUUGAUUGAGACCAAGAAGAAAGAGGAGGUUGUUCCACAUUUGAAGAGGUCUUCUUCCUACAAUUCAGAUCGGACCUCGCAAUUGCAAUUGACGGAAGAAGAGACGGAAGGAGCGCGCACGAAAUGCAUACCGAGGAAACCGAGGGCACUGCCAACGAAGAAGAAAGAGGGUAACAACGAUGGCUCGCGUCUCAACGGUAGUGAGAGUCAAGGAGGGAACAAAUUAAAGAGUUGAGGUCUAAACAUGAUCACGACAUUGCGUAACAUUGUAGUAGUUUCUACUUUUGUCACUGAAAACUAAGAAGAAAGGGGAAAAGAAAAACUGUAUGAAAGGCGACAAGUAAGUAUGUGGUACUGGUGCAAUAUUUUGCAUGUCACGGCGAGGCGAUUCAUCCUCUGUACUUGUGGAAAAAAAGUGGGCUGUUGAUUUUCUGUUGGGGUGUGGAGGCAGGCCGGGGUGUGAAAUUGGCUUUCAAUUAUCGGGUGAUCGGCGCUAACCCCUAUUCCUAAUGUUUGUUUGUGUACCCUUUUGACCCAUUUCAUGUAUAAAUCUGACUUUGAAACAUAGGAAAUAGAAUAUUGUUGCGCCUCGGGAAUUAUGAAAUAACAUUUUGCUUUGCA